AUGGCGACCAAGCGCAGGCGUGUGACACCCGCGAACGACAACCUCAGCAACGAGCUGAGGACACCACUGCUGAACACCAAGAUGGAGGGGAAGCAGGUACAUGAUCAGCGGCUUGCACUUGUUCCCCCAAAAGGGCAAACGCCUAGUGAAGAGCUCCUGCUGGAAGGCCGCGCCUUGAAAGUGGUCGAUGACCUAGAAAGCCCAGAUCGCUUCCACGCUGUUCUUCAGAGCGACCGGAGACUGCUGGUUUUCGAAACCCCAUCCCUGUCCUCUCUGAGUGCCCUCCGUCUGAUGGUUGACACCGUGGUCCCAGUGCAGCCGUCGCAACUGAAGGCGCUGCGCUUGGAAGCCGGAAUUCCACGGCUUCUUGUUGCGGACCAAGGGGGCCUCCGCUGGCUCCGGUUCCAGCCGCCGGUCGGCGGUUUUGUUUCCGAGCCGCCGCUCCAGGUCGAGGCCGCGUCGCGUGCUGCGGACGUCGAAGACAGCUCCCAAGGACAGAAGGUGGAGUCCCAAAUCGUGUCCCUCCAGAGCGCAAGCCAAGAGUGCUCCAGCCUCAAGGAGCUGGACUCGGCCAUGAGUGCCCGGGCACUGGUUGCAGAGGACCGCGAGGCGGCGCAGAGGCGGCAGCUGGAACUCCUGGAUCGCCUUACGCAGCUGACAGCUCGAGUGGAUGCCGAGAAGGCGGACCGCCAAGAGGCCGAGGAGCGGGCGGGCGACAAGCUGGAGACCCUGCAGGAAGCCCUCGGCCGCGAGCAGCAAGCCCGGGAAACGGCGCUGAGCGAGAACUUUCGGGCAGUGAGCACCCUGGCAUCUCGUUUGGACAGCCAGGAGAGGGCUUUGCCCGAGCUGGACGCAGCGGUCAAGGCGGAGUUGGCCAAGGUCGAGGCGGCAAUGGCCAGCUUCAGGCAGGAAGAGCGGAACGCCCGCGAGGCGACGUCCGCCGACCUCUCCGCAUCGCAGGUGCAGAAGCACGAGGCGAUGGCUGAGGAGAUGCGGACGGAACACACAACCCUCAAGGAGGCCCGACAGCGAGAUGCUGACGAAAGCCUGCGCUGCUUUGAGGAGGUCCGUGUGCUGAUCAGCAAUGAGGCUGCCAGUCGAAGCCAGCUGGCCGACGAAACCAAGGCAGACAUGCGCAACCUGGCGCAGGAGCUGAGAUCGGAGGCCGACCAUCGGUUGGAACUGCAGCAGCGCCUAGCGGGCCUAGAAGCGUUGGGUUCAGAAGCCAAGUCGGAUCUCCAGCAGGCCGAGCAGGCUGAGCAGCGGCUGAAAGCAGUUGUGGCCGCGGCCCAGAACAUCGUGUCCGAGGUGGCGGCCGAGCUCCAGGUGGAGGCCGCAUCCCGUGCUGCGGACGUGGAAGAUGCCUCGCAAGGACAAAGGGCCGAGGUGAACUCCCAAAUCGCAUCCCUCCAUAGCGCCAGCCAAGAGUGCUCCAACAACCUCAAGGAGCUCGACUCGGCCAUGAGAGCGCUGGUUGCGGAGGACCGCGAGGCGGCGCAGAGGCGGCAGCUGGAACUCCUGGAUCGCCUCACGCAGCUGACUGCUCGAGUGGAUGCCGAGAAGGCGGAGCGCCAAGAGGCCGAGGAGCGGGCGGGCGACAAGCUGGAGACUCUGCAGGAAGCCCUCGGCCGCGAGGAGCUAGCACGGGAAACGGCGCUGAGCGAGAACUUUCGGGCAGUGAGCGCCCUGGCGUCUCGUUUGGACAGCCAGGAGAGGGCCUUGCCCGAUCUGGACGCUGCCGUCAAGGCGGAGAUAGCCCAGCUCGAGGUGGCGAUGGCCAGCUUCAGGCAGGAGGAGCGGACGGCUCGAGAGGCGAUGUCCACAGACCUCUCCACUUCGCAGGAAGUACCAUCUGCUGCUGGUGCCAGCGCCAUGCCCUCUAUGGAUCUUCAGGUGGCGCAGGUCUUAGACAAAGCGGCAGAUAACUUCGUUUCGCUCCUGGAGACGACCAACCGACGCCUUGAUGCUGCGAUCACAAAGCAAGAGCACAUGUCCGAGGAGAUGCGGGGCACCCAUGCACCGCAAGGUUCGGACGGUUCUGCAGACGUCGUAGCGCUGCUGUACAGCCUGAGGCAAGAGCACCGCCUUGAGGCAGCUGCACUUUGGGAUGGCUUGGCGGACCUUGCAGACCACAUGGGUGCAGAUGCUGCGCGCUUCGUCCAGGCUGGGGAAACGCUUCCCAAGAAGGCCACCGCACCUGAAAUGCUGAGCAGCAAGGAUUUACCUCCGGGCGGCGAUGCCCGAGAUUCUGCAGCAUGUGCAUCAGCAUCCGGGGGUCUGGUGCAGGCUCUGCACGACGACGAGUUGGACAGCGCCUCGACGAUCUUUGACUGCAUUGGCAAAUUCUUGAUGGCAGAUGCGCAACCGGAUGGCGAACUGGCACAUGCUCCAGCAUCGCUUCAGCUUCUUCAGCAGAACCUGAGGCUUGGACGAGUCCCUUUGAAAGCAGCAGAAGCGGUGAACGCCAACAACUUGACCAACUUCCUGGCCGACUCUGGCCCUUCCUUGGCUGGCCUGGCUGGCUUCAGAGGUCUGCGCCAGAUCUUAGAUGGGUGCUCUGGAUGGGAUUGCUUGAAACACUAUGUUGACCAGCCAGAUGCAGAUUACAGCUGGAGUGAUAGCGGUGUCAAGCUGCAUGGUUCGGUGGGUGACAUGCCUUGGACUGCAGCGUUGCUACAAAUGACGAGCCAGAAGUGGCUGCCAGAUGAAGUAACACCGAGUGUUUGGAAUCAUUCACUUGUCGUCAUUUCGCCUCAUAACGUCUCGCGCACCGGCUGGUGCCUCCUGUAUGUCGCCCUGGGUUACUAUGGAUCUUCUGGCGCGACAGGGGCUGUUGAUGCCGUAGACCCAGAUGUUCAAGCUGCGGCAGGAAUCGCGGUGGCAGCUGGGAUUCCUGCUGCCGUGCUCUUCAAUGUGCCCGCAGAGCUUUUGACCUUCAAGAGCUCAUCAUCCAAAGCCCCAAUGGUAGAGGACGGGACGCUCUCCUACACAUGGACCCUUUUCGGUUCGCAGCCCUUUGGGCCGCCCUGGCGUCCGGACCCGAGACUGCUGCUGGAGUUGCCCAUGACAAAGGCGGUGGUGCGCGCCCUGGACACGAUAGGUGACUUCGCGGGCGUGACAUCCCUUCCAGGCCUCUCGAGCAAGAUGAAGUUCGCCCUGCUGGGGACAAGCAAGCGAGGGCAUCUGUGCUGGCAUGCUGCAUCGGUAGAUUCGCGAGUGCAAGCAAUCAUCCCGAUUGCCAAAGCUUUGAACAUGCAAGACUUCUUAGAGCUCACACAGCAAGAGUUGGGUGGAUUGCCUCAAGCCCUCUCUCAGUAUUCCAAGACAGGGAUGUUGGAAAACAUUGCGGACUCUCCCCAGGGGAGGUGGUUCCUGAACAUUACGGACGCAUAUGCUUACCGGGAAAGGUUUGCGGGACUACCGAAGCUGGUGAUCAAUGCCGCGAACGAUGAUUUCUUCGUUCCUGACCACACCCGUGUUUGGUGGCCAAAGCUGCCAGAUCCCAAAUGGCACAUGAUGGUACCAAACAGCGGGCACAUUGCCGGUGGGCAGCAGAUCCGGGCACUGGUUGAGCCCAUUGGCGCUUUUCUGUCCGGUGUCAUGCACGGCAAGGACGCCCAUCCAGCCGCACUCCCGCAGCUGUCCUGGCGCAUUCAUCGAACGGGUGCCCUCACAGCAAAGCUUGACAAAUCAAGCCCCGCGCCAUCAGAAGUGAUCUUUUGGCAAGCCACGACGUGCGACUCGCAAAGGCGAGACUUCAGACGAACCAAUGCUGAUCGCGGGGAAGCUUGCCAAAAAUGUGGGUACCUAGGUUACCCUGGAUGCGUGAACCAGGCUGUUGCAUGGAGCAGCUCCACGGUGCAGGAGACAAAGCAUCGUAGCUUCAGGUGGCACGCGAGUGUUCGUCCUCCAGCGGACGGCCGAUGGACAGCCUUUUUCUUGACUUUCCAUUGGCCCAGUGGUUUGAGGCUUUCGACGGAGGUGUCUGUUGUACCUGUGACAGUUCCUUUUCCGAACUGUCCGCAGCAAUGCGAAUUGCGUUCCGUUUGA
Symbiodinium natans is the source of this 4050-nucleotide messenger RNA. The record is from the annotation of a GenBank genome assembly. NCBI's taxonomy places the organism in Eukaryota, Dinophyceae, Suessiales, Symbiodiniaceae.